GUUAUGAUGACGAUCACUGGGACUUUCCGGAUACGUCACUCGGGGCUUCCGAGUUAUUAAGCUAGCUCUACCUCUGUGUUCAUGUCGUUUGACACUGUAAACGCCGCCUCGUUGCCCUGGAGUAAACACCAAAAGAGACCAUGAAAACGCCAAAGGAUCCUAACAGCACCGAAAGGUUUGAAUAUUGAGACGUUGUCGUCUGGAGCGACGGUAGGACUGAGAAGCGGAAUGUCAACAACGCGGCCCCUCCUCGGAAUGAGACGAGUCACCGAGCUAGCGUGCCCGGAGCAGCCGACCAAUAGGCUCCCUGCGUCAGCCGGGAAGCAGCAGCCAGAGACCCCUACCGUGGACGAGUUUACAGUGCUAGAGGAUAAAGAAGAUGAGCUGAAAUGUGCCAAGCCUCGAGUGGAGCAGGUUUUUAAAGUAACGUUCACCAUUAUCGGUCUGUUGGACCACACGGGACAGCCGCACGGUAGCAAAACAUCACGGCAGAUAUGGCUGCAGCUCAGGGGAAACAGAGACGACGUGUCAAAGGCAAAGGAAUAUGUCCGAGGACUCUGUGACCCAGAGCUGCAGAAAGAAGAGAGGUACCCAGUGGACAUGCACUGUAUCUUUGCUGGUGCCCGGGGCCUCUUCCUGGACAGGCUCAUACGGGACACAAGUGCUGAAGUUGUGGUGCCUGAGCCGGGCCGCCUGCGGUUGUUGGGCCGGGCCGAACCCGUGGUGAUGGCCCAGAGCAGAGUUCAGCAAUUUGUAGCACUAUUCCAGGAAAAGCGAAGUCUACCGAGCGACAGAGAGCCGGCAGUGAAACGAGCGUUCAAGUCCUUUGUGGAGGAAAGGGAUGAUAAAUACACUAUGGAGCUUCUUUUGCUGCCCAGUGCCCUGAAGGAAGAGUUACUGGGCCUGGCUCAUAGCCCCACUACCACAAACACAUCCUACCUGGUUCAGCUCAACCAGACGCUGCAUCUCGGCAUGGCAGAGGUGGACCAGGACCGCUCACAGAGCAGCACCCCUGUGACAGAACUCUCCAACCGCAUCCUGGGCACCAGCUUCGAGGAGAAAGGGACCGCAUCGAUUGGCGGCGGUGGUAAAGCAGGCGGAGCAAUAGGCUUCGGUCCCGAGGCCGUCCUGCUCAACGGCACGCGGCCCUCACACAAGCGGCGCUCGUCCGAGAGCGAGACUCGCGACACAAAGAGACAGUACUCUCUGGAGCGGAGGGACGAGUCGCCGGAGAGAGCGAGAGAGAGGGAGCGACAGAGGGACAGAGAAGGCCGGGGGGGCAGUAGCAGCUGUCGAUCCAAAACCCCCUCUGCCUCAUCGUCCCUCUCCUCCUCCUCCGGAAAAGCAAACACAGUAGUCGGUGCGAUCAUGUUUGACUCCAGUGAACUCUCAGAUGACGGGGAGGCGGUAAGCCCCGAAACCAACCUCCGCUGCUUGGUCAAUUUCUUCAGAACCAUGGGUUACCAGCAGGAAGUGGUGGAGCGUGUCGUCAAGGAGACGGGACAGACAGAAGAUACCUUCCUCGUUCUGGAGAAAAUCGUUGAGGAAACCAAGCGUUGUGAAGAGGGGUCAACAGGAUUGGGAAAAGAGAGACAAUUGAACUCUGUGCGCUCCCCAGACACUCCCUCGUCGUCGUCCUCCUCCUCCUCGUCUACGGUCUCUCGAUUCAGAGAGAAGGAGCGCGAGCUGAGCCGAGCGCUGGUGGACCCGGCCAGGUCCAAAGAGAACAUUAAGCCCAAUCAGCAUGGAGGCAGUAGCAACGGCCUGGGGCACCGGAGGCAGUGCAGCGGCAGCGAGACCAGCACGCAGCAGGCCAUCACUAUCAAGAGGAGCUCCAGUGCUCAUGGGGGAGCAGGAAGCUACGAGGUUAUUACCAUUGACGAUGACGACGAUGUCAUCCCCAUGACGAAAACAGCGGACAGUAGGACGUCCCGGAUGAUGACAGUGCCACACCUGGACAUCCAGUCAGGAUCCAGAACGGACUACCUGGCGCGGGGAGGGGGACAGCGGGACUACUUGUCGCGGGGCGGGACUCAGACUCUGGGAGGAGCAGUGAAGGUCGAGGCUGUGACAGCGCUGCGCAGCACGCCUCAAUGGCUGACCGCCACCACCACAUCCUUAGCUUCGACCCCCAGUUCAGCUCAGCCCAUCGCCCGGCCCUCGGCCUCUCCCUAUCAGACCAUCGGCCACACAGGGUUUCAUGGGUUCGGAGCCAGGGCUCCCCCUGCAAACGACCCCCCAGUCCCCCCCGUGACUGGCUUUGCUCGUUUCCAUCAGUCGCUGAGGACUCCCUACACUCUGAAGCUGCCAAACGAGCCGGGACGUCAGGAGCUCAGACACAUCAUCAUAGAUGGCAGCAACGUGGCGAUGGCUCAUGGUCUUCAUCGGUUCUUCUCCUGUCGAGGAAUAGCGCUGGCUGUGGAGACCUUUUGGAGGCGGGGCCACAGGGAGAUCACCGUAUUUGUCCCCCAGUGGCGUCAGAAGAGAGACCGACUCACAACAGAGCAACAUUUUUUAAACCAGCUAGAAGACCUGAGACUGCUCUCCUUCACUCCCUCCAGAGAGGUGUGUGGCCAGAGGAUAUCCUCACACGACGACAGGUUCCUGCUCCACCUAGCAGAAAAAACAGACGGGAUCAUCGUAACCAAUGACAACCUGAGGGACUUUGUCAAUACCUCGGACACCUGGCGCAAGAUCAUUCAAGAGAGGUUGCUUCAGUUUACAUUUGUGGAGGACCACUUCAUGAUCCCUGAUGACCCUCUUGGGAAAAACGGACCUCAUCUGGACCUCUUCCUGUGUAAAGACAACAGGAUGGCUCCAGCCACUACCCUCCCUCUGAGACCCCCAGACUUCCGGCCGUCCUUCCAGCCGCAGCAGCCGGUUUACGUCCAGGCCCUCCAUUCGGCUCCCCGGACCCCCGCCCCCACGCCCCGGCCCCCUACCUCCCUGAUGCCCCACUCCACUGCGCACUGGCCCCACUCGGGUCCACCCGAGUGGCACCCGCCCCGCCGUUCCCCUUCCCCCUCGCCCUCGCCCCCUCCCCAGCGGUCGCCGGGGGAAACGUCCGAGCUCAAGAGGAAGCUGUACGACAUCUUCCCCGACCAGAAGCAACGGAUCGACCGCAUCCUCAGCGACAACCCGUACAUGAGAGACCUGAACGCCCUGUCUGGCCUGCUGCUGGGAUAGAUGACUGGCUCAGCCCGGAGAAUCAGCAGACACACACACACACACACACACACACACAGUACAUAUGCAAGAAUAUACAUGUCACGCAUCAAAAUAAUUUAUUUUACCAUUUCUUCCAGCCUGGAGGGCAUGGGAAGUUUGAUUUUGAUUUGAAUAUAAUUUAUACACAAAGACUGAUCAUCAAACGAGCUGCUAUUGGCAAAAAAUAUUUUUUUAAUGAUCUCCCCCCCCCCUCCUCCUCUUUUGCUCUGAAAUCGAUUAAGGUGAACAACUCUGGUGUCUACAGAACCAAAAUGUUUACAAAUUGCCAUAUUUGUCAAGCAGCAAAGUCUAUAUUGUUCAGAUGGUCAUACGUUGUUGCAGGUCCCUGACAACAAUCCAGAUGUUCCUUGAAUGUGGGAGAAAAUGUUUCGGAGCAACAACAGUGAACUGGUCCCACUGGUGGCGGUCUGGCUCCAGCGUUUACCAUCAGACUCUAACACUCUGAACAUACAAGCUCUGAGCUUUUUAUGGAUAUCAUUUGUGUGUUUUUAUGUUUUCAACAUAUUAGUUAUACACUUGUUCUGUAACAGGGAAUUCACUGAUAGGCAGUACCAGGCUCUUGAACUCAAUGUCAGUGAGUAGUUUCAGCAGUCUGGAGUCGUCGACAGGAGUACCACUGGGUUUCCCCCCCCCCCAUUUUCUUGUCAGUGUACUUUGAGGAAGCAUGAUGAGAUCACUAGCUUUAGCAUCAUAAAAUCACUGUUAGUGACCGUUAAUGUUGGGUACAAAUCCCCAAAAGCCGUAUUGGCAUAGUAGACACAACUUUACUUUCAGUUUUGCAGCUAACCACAUUAAAGAAGAAACACCUUUAGGCAUGUGUAAGGUCAAGAUUUAGAAGCUAUAUAGAUGGGCAGUUAUAACUGUGUAGUUUUCAAAUUAUUUCAGACACGUCAGAUAUGUAUUAUACCUAACACACACAUAUA
This is a messenger RNA of Sander lucioperca (pikeperch), 4151 nucleotides long. RefSeq names its product nedd4 binding protein 1 (gene n4bp1). The record is from RefSeq and is a predicted model, not a curated record. The transcript is spliced from 12 exons. Gene Ontology annotation, cellular component: nucleus; PML body. Gene Ontology annotation, molecular function: RNA binding. Lineage: Eukaryota; Metazoa; Chordata; Actinopteri; Perciformes; Percidae. The coding region runs from base 229 to 3186 and encodes 985 amino acids. Gene Ontology annotation, biological process: negative regulation of protein ubiquitination; negative regulation of proteasomal ubiquitin-dependent protein catabolic process.